This is a messenger RNA of Cavenderia fasciculata, 1761 nucleotides long. RefSeq lists its product as uncharacterized. The transcript is spliced from 4 exons. The record is from RefSeq and is a predicted model, not a curated record. Bases 1 to 1761 code for a protein of 586 amino acids. Gene Ontology annotation, molecular function: protein binding. Lineage: Eukaryota; Evosea; Eumycetozoa; Acytosteliales; Cavenderiaceae.
AUGUAUUCACAAAAGAAUAGUUUAGAAUUUUAUGAAAGAUGUAAAGUGAAUGAUAAAUAUAAAUGUGAAGAGAUGUUGGAUGAAAGAGAAAGAUUGAGAUUGGAUGUUAAUGUACGAAGUGAUAAUGGAUGUACACCGAGUUUCUUUGCAAGUUAUCAUGGUAAUAGAAAGUUGUUGAAACAGUUGGUACAACUGGGUGCAGAUGUCAAUCUGUCAGAGAAUGGAGGUGGAGUGACUCCGUUUGCUGUGGCGUGUGUGCAAGGUAGUGUCGAUGCAGUCGACUAUCUGCUGGGCGAGGCACACGACGAUGGUGUACGUCUCGACCCAAACUCACUCAUCACUGGUAUGGUUGGAGCGUGUCAAUACAACCAUCCACAGAUUGUCAGACGUAUAGUGGAUCGUGGCAGUCUCAAUGUAAAUAUUGAAUUGGAUCAAGAGGGUGCUACACCACUCUACGUCGCCACUGAAACGGCCAAUGAAGAUGUUGUCACCGUCUUGUUGUCUUUGGACGCCGACCCAAACAUUAAACGUGGUGGGUAUAGUUGUUUGAUGGUGGCUACACAAUUUGCAAAGUUUGGUAUUAUGACAAGACUACUUAAAGCCAAGGCAAAGGUCAAUGACCGUGCUCCAGAUGGUGCUACUGCACUUCUCAUUGCCGCACAGAAUGGUAUCAUCAAAGCUGUAGACAUGUUGAUGCAGGCUGGCGCCGACCCCAACCUCGCACUGACCACCGACGGCUCCACAGCCCUCUAUGUGGCAGCUGCGCGUCACCGCGAAAACACAGUCACCGCACUCUUGGAACACAGCAACGUCAACGUCGACGCUGCACUCUCUACCGAUGGCAACACCACCCUCCACGUACUCUGCCAACACGGUCGAUUAACAGUCAUCGAAGAGUUAUUUAAAAAGUUCCCAAACGCCAAAUCAGUUGAUCAGGCCAAUAAAUCGGGAGCCACCCCACUUCACAUUGCCGCGCGUCACGGCCAAGCUGCCAUCUGUCGUAUCCUCCUCGAAAAAGGUGCCGACCACACCAAACUAUGUGAUGGUGAUACUCCUCUAUCUAUAGCAACUCGUUAUGGUCGUUCUGAAACUAUAGAAUUUUUAAAAGAUUAUGAAACUAAUAAAAAUUGUUUAGUAUUGGUUAAUAUUAUCUCUGCAAAUGAAGGUGAUCAAUAUGAAGAUCAUGCUAUAACAAAAGUAACAUAUGGUAGUAUAAUUAAAUUAUUACAUUCAAAUUCAAAAUAUAGAUUACAUUCACACAAGGUUAGUUAUGGUAGUGGUAAUGGAGGAAGUGGACAGCAAUCGGUGACUGGGUUUGCCGAUGGUAACGAUCCAAACAGUUUAUGGGUAAUCAAGGGUGCACACGGAGAGAAUCAACCACAAGGAAAGGUUGUAAAGAAGGGUGACACUAUUAGAUUACUUCAUUUGAAUACUAAAAAGAACUUGCACAGUCAUGCUGCCGUCUCUCCACUCACCAAGAACAAUGAAGUCAGUUGUUUUGGUGAAGAAGGUCAAGGUGAUGGCGGUGACAACUGGCGUGUUGAAACCAUUGAUGGUUCUGAUAUUUGGAUGCGUGGUCAACCAAUUCGUCUCUAUCACUUGGACACCAAGUUUUAUCUUCAUGCAAAUCCAAACGCUAAAUAUCAACAUCCAAUUCCAGGUCAAAUGGAAGUUUGUGGUAUUGCUAAAAAAGAUAAUGAUAAUAAAUGGCAAACUGAAGAAGGAGUAUAUUUUGAAGAAAGAGAUGAAAGCGAUUUUUAA